AUGUCGCUCAAGCGCCUGCUUAAUCCUGAUGAUGGAACCGAUGCGGACGAUGCGCGGUCACGAAAUCGCUCCUUUUCGCAAGAAGCAAGGCUAGAGAAUGCCGAAGCCGAAUCCUCCUAUUACCCGAAUCCUUAUGAAAGUGAUGCUCUCUUACUAGAGCCGUCCUUCCAAAAUCAUCUUUACACGGACAAUAAUAUCUUGCCCAAUCUCUCAACCGAACCAGCCUUUUCAAGCCAGGAUGGCCUUUUUGUCCCCUUUGAUCAAAGUUGGUUUUCUCAACCCGAGUCUGAUAAUGUGAUGUCAAUUGAUUCUACGCCUGCUAUCAACUCCAUCGAUUCGGCGGGGGUUCUCGAAGAGGCUUUUACUGCAGAUGUUGGGAAUUUUGUCACAGAAGAGCUAGUAUUAUACGGAAUGUUCUACAAUGAGAAGGUCAAACUUGUGGGACAGGGCGAAGAACUGCAGAAAAGAGUACAAGAACUUAAAAAUGGCGGCUCAUACCUUCCCAGAAGUUAUACCCUCCGUGUCCGACCAUCGGCUGAUUUGCAACUGUUUCUCAAGUUCGCCGAUAAUGGGGAUCUGGGAUAUCUCAGUGAGAAGAUGGAGCGCGGGCUCAAGGAUCUCGUUAGUGAGACCAACAUUGAACUCGAUGCUGUAGUCAAUCUACAAAGUCUCAGUGAUGCAAUCCGACGGGCUCAAAAACAAUCAGAAGCAGCAAUUCGUGUAGAUGUGAAUAUUUAUGGGCCAGAAGCUUCUCGUGACCGAGUCGGAACAUACCUCUCGGAUAGGGGCCUUUUCUUACAACCUCCCAACGAGCGGCGCAGGGGAGCAAGAUAUGAUAAUCCGCAUAUAUUGCAACUAGACGGUCUACCGGAGUCAGACACAGAGGAUGCUAAUUCUGAUAACGAUGCUGGCUCUUCCAAUAUAUCUUCAGAACAGAACGAAGAUUUUCAAAACACGAUAGCGGAAGUCUUCAACUCGUUGACCCGGUCAGAAGAGCUCCGUGGAGUCAGGGGAAGCGAAGGCUUGAAUAGAGCUUUGUAUCCGUAUCGACACGUUAUCACCAAAGCUCAGCAAAACGAAUUACCUGACGAAAGCGGUGGGGGUAUUCUUGCCGAUGAAAUGGGAAUGGGAAAAUCCCUGACCACCCUGGUAUUGAUCGAGAAGACUCAGAGCGAUGCAAUCAAAUGGGCAGAAGAACAUAAGACUCAAUCGGAUGACAUUUUGGCUAAACGGCAUUGUCGAGCUACUCACUUGGAAAAUAGCCUGCGGGUCUUCAAGUAUCACGGAAAGGACCGAAAAAAGCACCUGAGUGAUAUAGAGCAUUGUGAAAUUGUUAUUACUACCUAUAAUACGCUUGCCAAGGAGCAUGGAAUCAGAAACAAUGGCGGUGGUCAAAGUCCUCUACAUGAUAUGGAGUGGUAUCGUGUGGUUCUGGAUGAAGCCCAUAUGAUUCGUCGCCAGGCCACAACCUUUCAUCGUGCAGUGCGCGACCUAUCAGCCAAAUCUCGUUGGUGUUUGUCCGGAACUCCCAUUCAGAACAGUUUAAUCGAUCUUGGAGCAUUGCUCGUUUUUAUACAAGCAAGACCCUUCCAUCACCUGGGAAUCUUCCGCCACUGGAUUUCCAAUCCAUUUGAAGCGAUAUCAACAAGGCACCGGGCUAUAGAAAGACUCGCUCUUCUACUUGAAGGUAUAUGUCUACGACGCACAAUCGAGAGAGUAGAUCUCCCAGGCCAGCGAGACGAGAUACAUGCCAUAGACUUUACGCCGGCUGAGCGCAAGCAGUACGAGGAGACAAAGAAGGCAAUGCAGCGCUUCAUUAUCCAAAAGGUUGGAGAAUACAAUAAACAGAAAACAUUUGGCAUGUUCCAGAUAUUUCUACAGCUUCGGAGUUUUUGUAACCAUGGGACAUAUCAACGCCCGUUCUCAUGGACUAAAAAAAUGCUGCUUGAUGAGGAAGCGGACCCUGUCUGUUCCAUCACACGUGAUAGUCUGGCUCGUUGCGUGGGGUGCAGAGAGCCCUUGCCGUUGAUCUUUGGAGAUAGUAGGCCGGCGUACGCAGAAAAUUGCAAGCAUGUUCUGUGUAAAGACUGCUCGCCAGUCACAGAACGUUCGUCAAACCCGGCUUUGCGGCCCAGCUGUCCGAUAUGCAAAUCUCGAAAAGCCAUGCCUUUUUCCUUCAGCCAAAAUAGCCAGCCUCCCUCCCAAGACUCGACAGAAGCAGAUAAUGACGGUGAUGGCUACUUACGGUCAAAUGGUCUGUCGUCCAAGAUGAUUAUGCUUGUAUCUGAUGUUCAGAAAGAUCUAAAUACUACUAAAAGUAUCAUAUUUUCAUGUUGGACAAGAACACUCGACCUUAUCGGAAAACAUUUGAGCAGCGCCAACAUAGAGUACGCUCGUAUUGACGGCAAGACACCGCUGGCCCAGCGUCAGAAGACUCUCGAUAAUUUUGAUCGCACUAGGAACAUAUCUGUUCUGAUAAUGACUACCGGUACUGGAGCUCUUGGUUUGAACCUCAAAUCGGUAAAUCGAGUCUUCAUAAUAGAGCCUCAGUGGAACCCUGCUGUUGAGAGUCAGGCUAUUGCACGCGCAAUCCGUCUAGGGCAGACAGAGCAGGUACUAGUAAUACGAUAUCGCGUAAAGGGCAGCAUCGAGGAGAAUAUGUGCGAGCAACAAAUGCAAAAGCUGAAGAUUAGCAAGAUGGAUUUCAGAAAGGACUUCUUGACUGUACCGGCCGGCCUUUCCGAUGUCGAUAGUGAAUCUGUUUCAGACCAGGCUACACCGGAUUCAUGUUCUGAUAUGGCAAUGUAG
Talaromyces amestolkiae is the source of this 2808-nucleotide messenger RNA. RefSeq lists its product as uncharacterized. Lineage: Eukaryota; Fungi; Ascomycota; Eurotiomycetes; Eurotiales; Trichocomaceae. The transcript has 9 exons. Bases 1 to 2808 code for a protein of 935 amino acids. The record is from RefSeq and is a predicted model, not a curated record. Gene Ontology annotation, molecular function: ATP binding; ATP-dependent chromatin remodeler activity.